Molecule: messenger RNA, 833 nt
Organism: Medicago truncatula (barrel medic)
Lineage: Eukaryota; Viridiplantae; Streptophyta; Magnoliopsida; Fabales; Fabaceae
Product: decapping 5-like protein
Exons: 4
Coding region: 318-806 (162 amino acids)
Biological process (GO): P-body assembly; cytoplasmic stress granule assembly
Cellular component (GO): P-body
Molecular function (GO): mRNA binding
Source: RefSeq, a predicted model, not a curated record
ACCACGGAUCGAAGAUCAGACGGUCAAGAUCUGUUACAGCGUUGUCAUGUAACUGCACCUUCACAUUUGAAGUGAUACUUGUUGUGCAAGCAUGAAGGAAAAUGAAAAUGGUACCACAUUUAAUUUUAUCAUCUAGUUCUUCUGUCCUUUCAUUACCGAACAUAUUUUCGAACACAAGAAAAGCAAAAUCGAACCAUUUUUUCAUUACCAAUGCGCGCGAUAGAAAGAAACCCUAACAUUCGAGAACAUUCCUGUUCCCCCAAAUUUUCCUUCCAUCUUCAAUUCUUCAUCGCUGUUAUUUUCUCCUCUACUCUGUCAUGGCGAAUCAAUCUAGCACCAAAGGUUCUUCGUCGUCGAAUCCCGUGGAAUCGUACAUUGGUUGUUUCAUAAGCUUGAUUUCUAACUACGACAUUCGUUACGAGGGUGUUCUUUAUUUCCUUAAUGUUCAGGAUUCUACCAUCGGAUUGAACAAUGUUAGAUGCUAUGGAACAGAGGGGAGAAGAAAAGAUGGUCAACAAGUACCUCCAAGUGACAAGGUUUAUGAAUGCAUUCUUUUCCGAGGAAGUGACAUUAAGGAUUUGCAGAUCAAGUCCCCCUCCACAUCUGGCUGGGCAGAAGAGCAGAUAAGCAGUGAUCAAGCUAUUAUGCAGUCACAAUAUUCUGGGGUGCUAAGUUCUUCGGUGGCCCCAGUUUGCAGGAGAAGUUUGACGGAAUCAAUUCAAAGGCAAGAUAGUCCUGCUAAUUCAAGCAAAGCCCUACCUGUUGGGUGGCACACCUAUGCCUUAUUCUGUGUCUGUGACUACUGAUGCAUCUAACACACCUUCAUUUUGUUC